Messenger RNA from Bipolaris sorokiniana ND90Pr, 564 nucleotides. RefSeq lists its product as uncharacterized. Lineage: Eukaryota; Fungi; Ascomycota; Dothideomycetes; Pleosporales; Pleosporaceae. The annotation marks the transcript as partial. The transcript has a single exon. The record is from RefSeq and is a predicted model, not a curated record.
AUGUUUCCUGGCAACCCAGCUUCCACCGAAGGUCGCAGCGCCAUAAUUCCUAUUUUCGCUCCACCUCCAGAAGAUAGCUCGGAUUUUGAAAUAUCGUUACCGAGCCCGCUGAAUCUUACUCCAGGAUCAUAUGAGAGUUUUUCCACUAUACGUAGGUGGCUCCGCCAGUGUGAAGGACAUUCGUGCUGCAAAAAUUCACACAAUUGGCAACGCCCUACUCGACUUGUCGACGUUGGCAAUAAAGACAGCAAAGAUGUAUGCAUCUUUAUCACUGAUCCUGAACGCUCUGUAAAAUACGCAGCUCUCAGUUACUGUUGGGGAGGUGAUCAAAAGUCAAAGACGGUAUGGGAAACACUGGAAAAGAGAUGCAGAGGCUUCCCACUGGCGGAACUUCCGAAAACCAUCCAGGAUGCCAUAUUUACUGCGAGGAGACUUGAGAUACCAUAUCUUUGGGUUGAUGCAUUGUGCAUCGUCCAGGAUGAUGACGCUGACAAAAACCGAGAACUGCCUAUUAUGGAUCAAAUCUAUGCAGGCGCUUUCCUCACCAUUUCAGCAGCAAGAGCA